Linum trigynum is the source of this 3039-nucleotide messenger RNA. Lineage: Eukaryota; Viridiplantae; Streptophyta; Magnoliopsida; Malpighiales; Linaceae. The record is from the annotation of a GenBank genome assembly.
AAUCAAGAAAAGUAUUCUCCUAAACCUAAUUCCUCUAAACUCCUAAUUUCUAUUCUCUCCUAAUUCAAGGCCUCGGCCGAUUCCCCAAUUCUAUUAUGUUCUAUCUCAUCUAAACCCCUAAUCUCAAACCCUAAAUCCCAAUCUCGCGGGUGCUGAAGAUCAAUCCCUAAAAUCCCUAGAAGCGGGGUUCUUUCAUGUUACGACGUAACCUCUACCAUGAGGUAUUCCAAGUGUUUGCAAAAAGAUUGUGUCAAUGGGUGAAUAUAAACCAUUAUUCCAUGAUUUAAUUCAAAUAUCGAUUUAAUCUUACACGAUAUAUUAAAUGAAAAACCAACAAAAUUACAUGAUCAAAAAUCGAUUUAAUCUUUCAGAAUUGUCCUAAAUUUUCGGAAAUGUACCUCAAACAACCCACGUAACUCCUUAUCCCAGAAAAUCUCCUAAUUCAAACAAAACACAAACAGAGCCAGAGCGUAGAGGGAAUUGAGACCUUCAUCAACAAGAAAUCAAGAGUCUCGCUUCGCUGCAAAGGCGACAGAAUGGUUAUAGAAUCAGGAAGAAGACCAUGGGCCGAUCUUCACCCGGAGCUACUGAGCUUGAUCUACGACAAUCUGCCUCCCUCCGCCGCCGCCCGCAGCUCGGGAUUCGGCUCAGUGUGCAAGCCCUGGCAUCACUUCCACGCCGCCGCUCCUCCCCUGCCUCCGCCACCGCCGUACCAUCAUCCUUUCCUCACAGGGCACCUCCUCGCUUGCCCGACCAUCGACGACGCGGCCGUCCCCGACGAGAUUCGCGACGAGCUGCAUGCCGCGUCGAUCGCUUACCGCUGGCAGAGCAGCAGCGGGUGGCUGCUGCUACGGCGUUCACACAACGGUCAGAUCUUCAGCUGCUUCAAUCCCCUGUUUUCCUGGCCGGAGAAUUACAUAGAACUCCCCUCCCGUCACGCCAUCACACCUCUUCCCGUCACUGAUCCCGAAUCGCCGCCGCCGAUUAAGGCCGCUUUCUCGAGUGACCCCGCCGGCCCUGACGACUGGACCAUCUUCGUCAUCGGAGCAAUUCCGCGCGUCUUUAGCACUUUCCGGCGAGGGGAAUUGAGCUGGAGGAAUUACGAAUGCUACCAAAACGGGACCGAUCAGCCGGACCUGACCGAUUGCGUGGCAAUUGGGUUCAGGGAGGGGAAAUUCCUCUGCGUGUUCGAAAGCGGAGACGUUUUGAUUUUCGGAAUCGGCGGCGGCGAGAGGCAGAGGAGGAUGCUGAAGGCGUACUACCCUGUUCGGGCGACGGAGAGGCUGGUAGAACGGUACAAUAAUCUGCUGAUCGUCGAAAUCGGAGGGAGAUCGGAGCGGGGAUCGAGUGUGGUGGUGAGUUGGGAGCGAGUUGCAGAUAGGCACGGCGGCGGAGGGCGACGGUUGCGGCUCCUGGGAGUGAAGAGAGGAAACGUGGAAUUGGGGAGAAUGGCGCCGGAAUUAAUGGAGGAAGGGAGGAGGUUGGAUUUGGCGGUGAUUUACGUUCGUGAGAAUCCCGACUACGUCAUCUCCAAGAUUUGGAGCCGCAGCUUGACUAGGUGUGUUGGGUUGCUUUUGCUUGCCGGAAGUCUGGCCGUCAGUUUGUUUUUAAUUGCAAUACCAGCAACAUAUGCGGUUCCAAAUGAAUAGAGUUGAAUGAAAUUUGUUUGAUUUGAGAUUUAACUCUUUUGUUACUUUAUUUCGCUCGUAUUUGGCUCAUUAAAAAGUUUAAGAUUUCUAAUAAAGUUGUGUUUAUCAAUCAGUUCACGAGUUGAACUUAUUUGUAUAGAAUUGUUAAGCGAAAUUUCUUAACGAGGGAUUAUGAUAAAACUUUGGAUUUUGAAUAUGAGAGAUUAUGUUGGAUUUUGAUUAUGUUGGAUUUUGAAACUUCCAUGUUUGUUUGUAGGAUUUGGUAAUGGCUUUUAGUAGGUUGGAAUUAUGGCUUGAUGGGGGAAAUUACUUUCUUAUCCUUAAUGAACCACUUUUUACUUUACUUGUAUUUUGAAUGUUUUUGUAUAUACAUGAAGAAUUAGCAUAUGUAAAAAUGGCAGCAACAUCCAUACUAUUUGGUCAUAUUGUAUACACGCAAGAAGCCAUUAAAGUAAAUUGAAACUCUCAACCCAAACCAAUAAUGUUGAAAGGAAAAUCAAGGGUUUGGAUUGGAUUAUAAAAAAAGAGGAUGUAAGCAUGAAAUAAUUAAUUGUUGAGCUUCAUAUAAAAGGAAGACAAAACGACGAUAGGCAGAGAUGGAAAAGGUUGCCGGAGCUUUUUGCCGUGUUGCAAUCCCUUGGCAACGAAGAGACAAAGUUGGUGAGAUGAGAGUGUAGACAAAAGUCCUCAGUAGAGAUAAUAAUAACCGAGGGCAAAAUUGGAUUACACAAAAUGAGUGGGGGUAACACGGUCAUUAAACAUCAUGGAUUAUAUCUAUCUUCCAAAAUCCUAGCUAUAGAGGUAAGAUUUUAUAAUCCAUGGGGCCCACGGAUUUUAGCUCCAAAUAAUCCAAUAUUAGUGGACCCCACAGAUUGAAACAAAAUCCAUUAUAUGCUAACAAACAUGGAUUCAUUAUAAAGUCCAACAUAUGUUGGAUUUUGGACCAAAAUCCAACACCAAAAUACCAAAAGCAAACGACCUCUAAAUAUGGUAAUGUUUGCAUGUUAUGUAUUAUACAUGUGAUCUAUGAAUGACAAAAAUUCUAAUCUCAAGAUGAACUUCCCCUCAUAUCCUUUUUUAUAUUGAAAACAUUACACCCUGUUAUGGUAUUCAACCAGGUUAGAAGAAAAAAAAAAACGUAGUCAUGUACAAAGAAUGGAUGUUUCAAGUUUUUCACCGAAUGGGAUACCCUAUUGCUUUUCAGACCUACAAAUUGUACAAGAAGACCAUUAUGAUUUGCCAACAAACAAAUGACUUUCUAAAAAAUGGCUCCAUAGUAAUUAUCUUGUUUAUCGAUCUGGUUUAUUUGAUCUUUGACCAUUUCUGGGUUUGUUGGUGAUACUACUGCAUCAAUUAAUCAUACACUACAAAAUAUAACAUUAAGAUAUAC